GUCCAAGAACACUGCCUCUCCUCGCUUGUCUGUCGACGCCACGGCAUCGGGCUAAGCCCGCCUGGUGAGUCUGACGGCGACCGCAUGGGGAACGAGCUUCCCGGCUCAACACGCAUUCAAGAAAGGCGAGCCAGAGUGUGAAAACGGUCUUCCUUUCUCACCGCGCCCUCUCGACUCUCUUUAACGGUUCUACAAAAUUAAUAACUAUGUCAAGCCUUUCCAAAAUGGGCCCGUCCAAAACCAAGUCGAGCAUGCAGGAGCUCUACGCCAGUCCGGAGGACUGGGACACGCACCGGGAGACCAUCACUCGCCUGUACCUGCAUGAGAAACGAUCCCUGCAGGAAGUAAUGGAGUACAUGGCACUGAACCACUUCUUCUUUGCAACCGUCAAGAUGUUCCGUACUAGAAUCAGAAAAUGGGGGAUCGACAAGAACAACAAAGCUGCAGAGGUGGCCUACAUGCUUAAGCUCAAGAAGCAGCGCGAUAUCUCUGGCAAGAAGUCGACUUUUUUCAUUAGGAACCGACCGGUCGACUGGGAAGAUAUCGAGCGAUAUCUCGCCCGCACCCCCGACUUUUGGGCCAAACACGGCACCACGCUCGACCUCAGCAAGUCCCCUCACGACAUAACCUGUACCACACCGCCGCCAGAAUCCCCGCGGAUACUGUCGGCGUCCGUCCCCCAAAAGCUCGACGCCGCCCACGAAUUACGCGUGCACGAGGAGAUCCUGCGCUUCUUCCGCGAUUACACCGAAGGCUCCUUUGAGCAAGGGAUGUGGCAUCUUUCACCGGACCACAAACGCUACUUCGGCCGCGGUGGCGUCGACGCCAGCGCCCGUCUCAACACAUGGUACGACAAGCUGCGGAAUGUCGCCGACUGGCCCGGCCAGGACGCCGAUGCUGUCCGGCUGGCCAACUACCUCCUCGACGACCUCCCGCAGCUUAUUAGGGAUCAGGACUUUACCGUCUUCCCCGCACUCAUGCGAUGCUGCUUUUAUCUGUCGGCACGGAGGCCGGAACUGGGGCGAGUGGUGGUGCAGUUCGUGGCGAAGUUAUGUGACGUUAUACUGGGGGAGAAACAUCCCAUGAGCCUGGCUUGGUCCCGCGUCAAGUCGCUCCCAAUGAGUGAUUACCUUCUUGUUUUACAAGGAACAGCCAGGAUUCGUCUUGACCAGGUCGAGUCUCGACAAGGCGACGACGUGGAUGACGAGAGCACCAUCACAGCGCUGCGCGAGUAUCUCUUGGUGCUUCGACUAGGAGGGUCAGAUGCCGCCCCCGAGAUUGACCGCGUCACCUGCCAGGCAAAGGACCAGGUCUUGAAAAGCAAAGACGGGUUGGCUGCGUCGCACUGUCGCCUGCUCCUCGGCACCGCAACGUCUUACAUCACAUGCCGGCGCUUCGCCGAGGCAGAGGAAGUGUUGGACCGGGUAGGCGAACAUCUCCCAACCUCAUCCGCACAGAACCCCCAAUCACAACGCGUCCUCCCAACCUACCUGUUCAUCAUGGGCUUCUUUCGCUAUGUCACCGGCAGAAUGGAUGAGGCGGUCAAUUACUUCAUGCAGACAUACUACGCGCUCGAGAAGGCAAGAGGACCGAACAGCUCCGCGAUUGCCGAUAUCUUGCUCGCCCUUGUCGACUUACCCGGGCUCCUGCAAAAACCCGAAGAAAUCGAGCACUGGCGCAACAAGCUCACCCAGGUGCAGGCCGAGAUGCUGGCCAAAGCGAAAAAGGGCGUCAAGCAGACAGUGCCGGAGCUGGGCGAGGUGUGGGAUGGUCCGCUGGACACCGAUGUCAAUACCGGAGUGUGGUGAGAAAUUGGGAACGAGUCUCACAACCUCGAUCAUGUGUCCUUGGUGGAUGAUGGAUGAUCUGCAUCACCCGAUAGUAGAUGAAUGCUCCGAUGCCGCCAGGGCCGCAUCCGACCCGUCCCUCCUUCUCGCCUCUCGCAACAUAGGGUAACACCCACUGGCUGCACUGUCUUGCCGUGGGGAUACUGCGGCUCGGCACUCCUUUAACAACUCCACCAAAUUUCUUUGUCCUUGGACGCAAGCCGAGUCUUUCUGUGGAGGAGCGUUCGUUGUCUUGUUUCUCCAGCUCAAACUGGAGCCUACCAACCAGUCCCGGCUCUGUUGCCGGCACCGGCGCUCUCCCUCGAAUUUUGUCGGAGGGAUGCCAA
Molecule: messenger RNA, 2173 nt
Organism: Chaetomium fimeti
Lineage: Eukaryota; Fungi; Ascomycota; Sordariomycetes; Sordariales; Chaetomiaceae
Exons: 3
Coding region: 207-1808 (533 amino acids)
Molecular function (GO): protein binding
Source: RefSeq, a predicted model, not a curated record